Messenger RNA from Polypterus senegalus (gray bichir), 4752 nucleotides. It is a transcript of the gene osbpl8, whose product is annotated as oxysterol binding protein-like 8. Lineage: Eukaryota; Metazoa; Chordata; Cladistia; Polypteriformes; Polypteridae. The record is from RefSeq and is a predicted model, not a curated record. The transcript is spliced from 24 exons. Gene Ontology annotation, cellular component: intracellular membrane-bounded organelle; cytosol; membrane. The coding region runs from base 571 to 3306 and encodes 911 amino acids. Gene Ontology annotation, molecular function: cholesterol binding.
CUUCGGAGGCUCGAGGUUGACGACUGGAGGUAACGAACAAAUGAUUGUGUAUGCGGCCGACUGAACACCCGAACCUCAGAGUAGAGUACUGUGAUACACAGAACCCGCGCGACCUAAAGCACGUCUCACGACACGCACGCGUUACGUGUUGUCAGGCCUGAGCGAUCGAUCGCCGAGAAACAAAGUUAGGCAGGCUGGACGCUGCCUGAUCAACCGAGAGGAAGGAAGAGUGGAUAGUAAAAAAAAGAAGCGGAUCUGUAGUCGGCCCCGGAGAGACUCUAUUUAUCCGUGUAACUUGCGUUCAAGCUUAUGGACCACGGGGCUCUGACAACGAACAACGCCUAAAAAAUACUUGGACGCUGUGAUGUGUGGCCAAAGGAAGUAAUCGAGCGGACAGCCCCUGCCCCUUCUCCGCUUUGACGCCACCACCUCCGCCUGGAGUCUUCAGCUAGUGCUGCACUUUGUUUCGGAUCCGAGCCUAAAACUUAAUAUUAAGGCGGAGUCUACACAGAAGACUGGCACAAAAGGCUUAUGGGGUCCUGAUUAGUCCUGACGGUCAGAGGCCAGGUCAUGGAGGCACAAGUGGAAUCGGACCGAGCUCUGCAUCAUGGAGAUAUCAAAGACCACCUUGGGACAUCAACUGCUUUGAUGAUCAAUGACACAUCGCCUCUGACACCAGGAAGGAUGAGCCAACGAGGAGGAAAAGAGGCACAUCUUGCCCAGACCAAAGACAUAACACACUCUGGAACGUUAAGCCCUGGGGUCACAUACAGUCAUGGUUUUGAGAGAGGAAAAGAAGACACUUUGCAGCCAAAAGAGGAUGCGGCUCAUCCCAUUUCAAAAAGCAAGUCAGAAUCUAAACUUUACAAUGGAUCUGACAAAGAAGUUUCAAACACUGGUAACAAGCUCACCAAGAAGGAGUCGCUUAAGGUUCAAAAGAAGAACUAUCGAGAGGAAAAAAAGAGAGCUACGAAGGAACUACUUAGCACCAUCACAGACCCCUCGGUUAUUGUCAUGGCAAACUGGCUAAAGAUCCGUGGAACACUGAAAAGCUGGACAAAGCUGUGGUGUGUGUUGAAACCUGGGGUACUCUUAAUUUACAAGACACCGAAAAAUGGUCAGUGGGUGGGAACAUUGCUUCUGAAUGCUUGUGAGCUGAUCGAGCGCCCGUCCAAGAAAGAUGGCUUCUGCUUCAAACUGUUUCAUCCACUGGAGCAGUCCAUAUGGGCAGUGAAGGGUCCAAAAGGAGAAGCAGUGGGAUCGAUCACCCAGCCAUUACCCAGCAGUUAUCUGAUCUUCAGGGCAGCUUCGGAGUCUGAUGGAAGGUGCUGGAUGGAUGCACUGGAGUUGGCAUUAAAAUGCUCAAGCCUUUUGAAACGUACCAUGAUUAGAGAAGGAAAGGAACAUGAGCUGAACAUCUCAGGAGAGCAUCCUCAGGUCAAUCUGUACAAUAUCCUGCGAGUCAACAACCUGCAAGGAGCUGAAAGCUUCCAGUUCAACGACAGCGAAAUUGAGCGUCAGCACUUUAAAGAUCAUGAUCUGUACUCUGACAAGUCGGACCGAGAGAAUGAACCGGACCAUGAGGAAUCUGACAAUGAUGUGGUGGAGAAAAGUGAGGAGAGUGACAGUGACACGUCUGAGCGCCAGGAUGACUCUUAUGUAGAUCCAGAACCCAUUGAGGUGCUGAGGGAGACCACAUAUAUGGAGCAGGGACCUGAAGAGCUUGGUGAGGCAGGAGAAGCCUCUCAGACUGAAACAGUAUCUGAAGAGAACAAAAGCUUAAUUUGGACGCUGCUGAAACAGGUGCGGCCAGGAAUGGACCUCUCCAAGGUUGUGCUGCCAACAUUCAUCUUGGAGCCCCGCUCUUUCCUUGACAAGCUCUCAGAUUACUACUACCAUGCAGACUUCCUCUCAGAAGCUGCCGUAGAAGAAAAUGCCUACAAUCGAAUGAAAAAAGUGGUGAAAUGGUACUUGUCUGGAUUCUACAAAAAACCCAAGGGUCUGAAGAAACCGUAUAAUCCAAUUCUUGGAGAAACAUUCAGAUGCAUGUGGAUCCACCCCAAGACAAACAGCAAGACGUUUUACAUUGCCGAACAGGUGUCUCACCAUCCACCAAUAUCUGCCUUUUAUGUAAGCAAUAGAAAAGAUGGAUUUUGCCUAAGCGGUAGUAUCUUGGCCAAAUCAAAGUUUUAUGGUAAUUCCCUGUCAGCCAUACUGGAUGGAGAAGCCAGGCUAACAUUCCUAAACCGGGGAGAAGAUUAUUUAAUGAACAUUCCAUAUGCACAUUGUAAAGGAAUCCUAUAUGGCACAUUGACCCUUGAACUGGGGGGUCAGAUAAACAUCUCCUGUGAGAAAACAGGCUAUAGUGCCUCGCUGGAGUUUAAGUUGAAGCCAUUCUUAGGCAGUAAUGACAGUGUUAACCAAAUCAGCGGCAAGAUCAAACUGGGAAAAGAAGUUCUGGCCACUCUGGAGGGGCAUUGGGACAGUGAGGUUGUUAUCUUUGACAAGAAGACAGGUGUCUCAGAAACCUUCUGGAAUCCAACGCCUGAACUGAGGCAGAGUCGUUUAAUACGUAGCACUGUGAUCUAUGAAGAACAAGGAGAUUGGGAGUCUGAAAAACUCUGGCAACAUGUCACUCGAGCCAUCAACAACAAAGACCAGGUGGAAGCUACCAAUGAGAAGUACAUCCUGGAGGAAGCACAGAGAAAAGCAGCUCGAGAGAGGAAAGCUAAGGGGGAAGAGUGGAACUGCAUCCUUUUUGAGCAAGACCUAGUGACUUUGGAAUGGCACUACAAAUAUGCAGAUACCCGUCCUUGGGAUCCGCUAAAUGACAUGAUACAGUUUGAGAAAGAUGGUUGGAUUCAGACAAAAGUGAGACAUCAGACACCCAUGGUACGUUCUGGCAGUGUAAUUAGUCUCAGUAACCAAGGGGCAAGGAGGGAGAAUUUCAAGUGCCAGGUCACUGUGCCCAAAAGGAAACGCAAACCCAAUGAAGCAACCAAUAGGGUGGAGAGUGGCUGUUCAUCCCCAGAGCCUGACCGACAUGACUCUUCAGGAAGUGAAAGACACAAAGCAAAGCAUAAUACAAGAUUAAAGAAAAAAUGUUCUGACCUCAGUGAACUUCAGAGUGCCAUUGAAUCCAUUAAGCAUGCACAAAGUGAAAUAAACCGGAGUAUCAUUGCUUUAAGAAGCCGAGCCCUGGCAGCACAACCUCAGUCGGACAGCAGUUUUCUGCAGCAGAGAGACUAUGUUAUCAUUUUCCUGCUUGUCCUCCUCCAAAUCUUCAUUAACUUUCUCUUCAAGUAGCCAAGCUUUAGAUGCCAUCAUGAGCAAAGAACAAUAAGCAACAUAAGGGACCAGACUGGCAGCCUCUUGUGCCAAUGAGGAUGCCACCUGCAGAACAUGAAGACACUGCUGCUGUUAAACUUUUCCAUCCUUAGUGAAGCCAAGUCCGUUUCCACAGUCUACCACUGGAUGUGAUGGGCGGUCUAGAAUAGUGGACACUUUCUAAAUGUCGAGAUGCCAGAAAGUUUUAUUUGGAAUGCAUCUUUAAAGCAUGACAUUUCAACGCCUGUUAUUGGCUCAGAACCCAUUAACUGGUCGAGACUUCCGGGUGCUUACCCCCAUCGUAUAUCUUUGAGAAUGCCGCCGUGCACAUUUGUAAUCAAAAUCCGCCGAAGUUCGCAUGAGUCAAAUUGGUAAAGUGAAUAUUGCGCAGACUCUGCUGGCCUUCGUUACGCCUGGUUUUUACCGAACUAGCAGUCGACGGAUUUUAGUUGCUGGUAGUUAUGUAAAUUGAUUAGAAGAUUAGCUAUUUUUUUAUUUAUAAAUGAGCGCCACGAAACUAGUGUAUCUGUUAUAUUAUCACAGCAAUACUGUAUACAGUGCGUGGUGUGUAGAGUUGUGAUUGUGGGGCAGGAUAGCACCGCUAGGGUUUAAUGUAGCAGCUUCAACCUGUAUAAAGCACUCCUUACUUUGUACGCCCCUCAACAUCAGUCAGAUGCAGAAAAUCUCAAUGAACAAAACACGCGGAGAAAAGGCCAAAUGUAACUUUUAGAAUGUAAAUCUAGCACACUGGUACAGUGACUGUAAAUAGAUAGUACUGUAUUUAAUUAUACAGGUGUAUAUAUAGUUUUUAAUUAAAAAAAAUUGAUUUGUUAAUUAUACUUUUUUUGGGAGAAAGGGGGACAUCAAAUCAAAGAUCAUCAUUUAUAGUCACUCAACAGCAUUUUUUUAACGCCAUAUUUGGAUACCAGUUAUAGAAACCUUUGCUAAUCAGUGCCUUUGUGAUGGAUCUGUGUGAGGAGGGUAGGAGGGCGCAGUCUUGUUGGUGCCAUUGAGAAGAGCAAAUGUGCAGACAAGACUCUCAUAAUCUUCCCAUUACUCCAGGUAUUCCUGCCGCACCGUUUUUGUCGUUCGCUGUGCACGUCACCUGUCUCCACGGGACCUGGGAAGACCACUUGCCACCUUCGUUGUUUGCAUUCAUUCCAUCACUCAGUUUUCCUCAUUAGCCUCACUCUGUCAGUCACAUCUUAUCACCUUCUAUUUUAAACUUUGGACCCACGUGCAAAUGUAGAUGUUCAGCCCUUUCAGCUUGUUCAUGUGUAUUUAUUUGUAAAACUGGUUGUAUGCUUUUUACCAUAAACAAUUUUUAAAAAUUGCCACGAUAUGUUUCUAUCUGUGUCUUGCGUUCGGUUUGUUUGUUUCUUUCCAAUUGUUUACUUUGUUCAUAAUAAAGCAAAAAUGACAGAC